CUGCUGUACGUCAGCAGCCCCCUCAGAUGCUUCGUCCUCAUCGUUUUGCGUCCUUUUCUAAAAAAGUUCAGUGACGACAACUUGAAAAAAGAGGAACACUGACAGCCCCAGGGCCGCCGCCGCCGCCGUGACGGUAAAAGGUGCGAGCGAAAUCCGGCGUCGCAUGUGCCUUGAUGCAAGCCCGUGCUGGGAACUUCCCUCUUUGCCUCACUCUCGAUGUGACACAAUUCCUUUUGUCCCAAGCCAAACCAUGCGGUUCGGCGAGCAAAUAUUGUGUCUGAAAACAAGACGAGGAGCUGACUGAAUGGGAUGAAAGUACAAAGGAAGCAAAAAAAAAAAAAAAAAAAAAAAAAGAGGAAACAAAAACAACCAUGCUGAAACACUACCAGGUGGUUUAUAUUGGCUUGGAGCUGCUGAUUGCUAUCCUGGCUGUGGCUGGGAACAUUCUGGUCUGCUGGUCCGUCUGCCUGAACUCCAACCUGCAGAGCAUCACCAACUUCUUUGUUGUCUCUCUAGCGGUUGCUGAUAUCGCUGUGGGGCUGCUGGCAAUUCCCUUCGCUAUUACGAUUAGUGUGGGUUUCUGUGCCGAAUUUUACGGCUGCCUGUUCAUCGCCUGCUUUCUCCUCGUGCUCACACAGAGCUCAAUCUUCAGUCUGCUGGCCAUCGCUGUGGACCGCUACAUUGCGAUCAAGAACCCUCUCAGGUACAACAGUCUGGUAACAGGGCAGAGGGCAAAGUGCAUCAUAGCCCUAUGCUGGACUCUGUCAGCCGGGAUCGGCCUGACACCCAUGAUUGGCUGGAACACGGGGUGGAACGCCACAAUUCACAGCACAAAAAAUAACAGCUGCCCUGAAGGCAUGACCCAAUGCCUUUUUGAGAGCGUAGUUCCCCUGGACUACAUGAUCUAUUUUAACUUCUUUGGCUUCGUGCUGACCCCUCUCUUGGUCAUGCUGGUCAUCUAUAUCAACAUCUUCAUGGUGGCUCGGCGGCAGCUCCGCCGGAUGAGCGUCAAGGUCGCGCACGCACCUCUUCCCGGACAAAGAGCGCCGUCUUCGAACUCUUCCCGUUCUUUUCUGCAGAAGGAAGUGCACGCUGCCAAAUCCCUGGCCAUUAUCGUGGGCUUGUUUGCUCUCUGCUGGCUUCCCGUUCACAUCAUCAACUGCUUCAACCACCUGUGCACGAACUGCGAGCGCCCAACUAUCUGGGUGUUGAACAUCGCCAUCAUCCUCUCCCAUGCCAACUCUGUGGUCAAUCCCUUUAUCUACGCCUACCGCAUCAGGGAGUUCAGGCAGACUUUCCGCAGGAUUUUUCACAAGCACAUCCUGAGGCAGAAAGACGGUGAUGCUAUCGGGGCCGGGAGUGCUGACAGCAGAGACGUCCGCUGCAACAGCAUUCGACGGACGUCGGAAACGAGUAAAGAGGGUUCGACGUGUGACACGGUGGUGAAUAACUACAUCCUGGAUCCUGAUGCUGAUCAAUCAAGGUGCAACGCCAUGCACCAAGCCUCAAGCCACUGGACUUCAAAUUUAGAUGCCCUACCAAGCAGCUUCAUAACCAAUGGACACAAAAUGCAAAGUGGCACCGUCUCAGUGAUGCCGGAGAAGCCAUGCAUGGCAUGUUGUGCACAGGAUGCAGUAGAAUCAGUCAUAUACGGAGAGGAAGCAACAGAUGUUUUUGAGCUCAAAGAUAGAGGAGGCUGCACUGCCUUUGUAAACGUGCAAGCUCUCUCCAUAAAAAAGACAGAUGGUUGCUGCUCUACAGAUAUAGCAGAGGUGUCAUGACACAUAUGUUCAGAUAUGAAGAAAAAAAAAAUUCACCACCGCGACACACUUAAUCCUGUGCAAACACGACAGUUUGACGACAAUUUCAGCAAAGAAACAAAACGCUGAACGGAACAUGUAUUUCUCUGAAACAUAGCAGCUGAUUCUAAAGGGGGGAAAUCCUUAUUUGCUGUUCCUCCGUAUAUGACCCAAGUGUUAGUUGACGAUCAGGCAACAUGAAAAUAAAGAAGUUGGAAGAAGACUGAUGUUUAAUAUGAGCUGAUGCUUGUAUUAUAUCUGCUUGUUGUGCAGUGACCUCUAUAGAUAUGUGUUUGUUUUUUGUCAAUUAAUGUUUACAUUAAGAAAAAAACAUUAAACCUCAAUAAUGAUACGUUUAGUUUUUAA
This is a messenger RNA of Fundulus heteroclitus (mummichog), 2165 nucleotides long. It is a transcript of the gene adora2ab, whose product is annotated as adenosine A2a receptor b. The record is from RefSeq and is a predicted model, not a curated record. The transcript has 4 exons. Gene Ontology annotation, molecular function: G protein-coupled adenosine receptor activity. Gene Ontology annotation, biological process: G protein-coupled adenosine receptor signaling pathway; adenylate cyclase-activating G protein-coupled receptor signaling pathway. Lineage: Eukaryota; Metazoa; Chordata; Actinopteri; Cyprinodontiformes; Fundulidae. The coding region runs from base 372 to 1781 and encodes 469 amino acids. Gene Ontology annotation, cellular component: membrane.